Molecule: messenger RNA, 2628 nt
Organism: Psilocybe cubensis
Lineage: Eukaryota; Fungi; Basidiomycota; Agaricomycetes; Agaricales; Agrocybaceae
Exons: 12
Coding region: 1-2628 (875 amino acids)
Biological process (GO): signal transduction
Cellular component (GO): cytoplasm; cytoskeleton
Molecular function (GO): GTPase activator activity; protein binding
Source: RefSeq, a predicted model, not a curated record
AUGUCUUUGGCCGUUGCUGCCCCCGUUUCUGCUCAGAAACACGACACGCCCCCACAAACACCGCCGUCAUCUGCCACAAAACUAGUCAACCCCGGCCUGUCUAGGCAACCCUCCGCAUCGUCUAAUAAAAGCAAAAAAAUCACAACACAGAGUUCGCGUCAAUCUACCGUAAAGACUCCUACGCGUGCUACCUUCACUGCUCAGGAUGGAGAUGAUGCGACAUGGGGCUCUAAUUUCUGGGUCACGCUUGUCGAUCCUCAGACAUCGACAUCCUUUUUUGCUUGCCCUGCGACAGGCCAGGUCAGUUGGGAUCCUCCUGUUGGGACCUUUGUUCUUCCCCCGAGCGCGGAUGGAGAGUGGUGGGAGCUAACUGACGAGUCGAGAGGUGGCUUGCCCUACUAUUAUCAAACAAAGACGGGCGAAACAGUAUGGGAACGUCCAUCUGGCUUUGUUAUUCCGUUGGGUAUCCUUCAGAAUACUGCCGUUGGCCGUCGCCUAUCUCAAACUACCUUUGAUCAUUUCUCCAAAUUGAUACCCAUAUCGAACAACAAGGAUGCAUCUCAAGACAAUUCUAAAUCACCUACAAAAUCAUCAUCGCACCCCGGUGGAAAUGUUGUCAAAUCAGCUAUACGAAAAUCUUCGUCAGGAGACCAUGCAUCUAACCACUAUUCAUCUACUUCCAAACGCCACAAUGUAAUCAGCGUACAACUAACACCCAUUCCUGGUUCUCCGAACGCCACCGAUGAAUCGUGUUCACCAUCUCUCGCUUCCAAGAAAUCCAUUCUCUCACAGAACGAUGAUGAUAUUGGAAAGCUAACGGUGCCUAAACUUAAUGAUUCUCCAGGCCGAAGGUCGCAAAGCAAUAACGAACAUUCUCGUUCCCCUGACUCAAGCGCGCGAACCCGUUCCAAAGGAUAUACUUCUCAUCGCUCUCCUCCUCCGCAAAGCCUUCAUGCCGCCCUCGAAAUUUUGACCACCCCAAGUAAUUCUGAAAACGGGGCACAAGAUGGCUCAACUAAUGCCGCUAGUAGUGUACAUGGUUACGGAUCAUCAAGUGACGAAGUUCCCUCCACCCCGUCCAAGAGACAUAAUCGGGACAUUCCACCGUCGCCUUCUCGACCUAUACCCGGGACACCGAAGUAUCAGCCCACUGUUGGAGGGAAGGGUAUCAGUAGUCCCAUUCUUAAUCAUGCUGCAACCAUGCAAAUGAGCCCUGAGCAUCCGUGGCAACACUACAAUCUGGGCACUACCUUUCCAAUUUUGCCGCAUGCACUGGCAAGCGAUAUUCAGCAGUUUUCGGAAUCCGACUAUGCCAAACAAUACUUCUCUACUCAUCGAACGGGCUUUAUAUUCAAACGUAGGGUACCAGUUGCCCAACUGAUGACUUACCAAAAACUUCCUCUUACGUCGCCUUUGUUGGUGCUGAAUCGCGCACUCAGUAAAGAUGCAGUGAAGAUGUUCAAAGUCAUUCAGCAUAUUAUGGGAGACCGAGAACGCGAGAAACCUAUUAACGUGCGCUACAAUUCUGAGAAUCAAACAUCAUUGGCCAAUACCAUUAAUAAUUCGACAACAUCACUCUCUACACACACGGUCAGCAUCCUGGAAGAGGAACGGUGGCUUAUAAGUGAAGGACUGAAGCAUGGAGAGCUCAGGGAUGAAAUUUAUUGCCAACUCAUGAAACAGUUGACUGGUAACCCCAUUAAAGAGAGCAUAUUCAAGGGAUGGCAGCUGCUCUGUGUUUUGGUCAUUUCAUUCCCACCAUCGAAGAACUUUGAAGCCUACUUGCAAGCAUUUAUUCAAAAGCACACCACUCAGCAAGAAGGAAGAGUAGAUGUAAUGGCAAAACAUUGUCUUCGACGUCUCGCCUCCAUAUCCAAAAAGGGUCCAAGGGGGAAGCCUCCUUCCAUUGCAGAAAUUGAAACAGCAUCGGAUGCUGCUUUCAACCCAUCAACUUUUGGGGAAUCAUUGGAUGCUACGAUUAGACUACAAGAACGAAACUACCCUCAUCAGAAAAUACCAAUUAUUCUCCCAUUUCUUGCAGAUGGUAUUCUCGCUCUUGGAGGAACAAAGUCGGAAGGCAUAUUCCGCGUUCCAGGAGACAACGACUCGGUUUCAGCCCUGAAGCUCCGGAUCGACCGCGGGUACUAUACUCUGGAAGGCGUUGACGAUCCCCACGUUCUGGCAUCUCUCAUGAAACUAUGGCUUCGUGAAUUAUGUGAUCCCCUGGUCCCAGACGAAUUAUAUAACGAGUGCAUUCAAAACUCAAAAGACCCUGAGGCAUGCGUACAAAUUGUAGAAAGAUUGCCAACAAUUAAUCGACGGGUUGUGCUUUUCGUGAUCAGCUUCCUUCAAAUCUUCCUUGAAGAACGCACUCAAAGCGUGACCAAAAUGACGCCUGCAAACCUGGCGCUUGUCAUGGCCCCAAAUCUUUUACGCUGCAAUUCAGAGUCGAUGUCGGUUGUAUUUACUAAUGCUCAGUACGAACAAAUCUUCGUCUACAACCUGUUGCUACAUCUUAGAUGUGACGAAUUGGAUAGCCAGUAUAAACCCGUUCACGGGCUCGGAGCUGUGGCUAAUGUCAGUUCGCCGAAGAAAUCCAGAAAUCGUUCUCGCCGCCCCGAACAAUGA